AUUCUGCUAUCGGUUGAAAUUGAAGGCAAAGCGAAGAUUGUCAAAUGGUACAGAGGCACGGAUCAGGUGAAUUCGUCUAGCACUACGAAGAUCGAACAAGUUUCUGACGCUGAGUAUAAACUCACUGUUGAAAAUUGUGAAUUGACUGAUGCUGGCGCUUAUCGCGUCGUUCUUUCCACUGAAAGUGAAUCUGUUGAAUCCAGCUGUACGGUAACUGUCAAGGAGAAAGAAGUUAAGGUGUCCCUACCGUCCUUUAAGAAGGGACUCAACGAUCAGGCCGUUCCUAAGGGACAAACACUCAUCCUCGACGUUGAGGUGGAAGGACAGCCGAAGAAGGUCAAAUGGUAUAGAAAUGGUGAAGAGUUGAAGGAUGUGAACACUGAAGAUUCUGGUGAUGGAAAAUAUCGUCUCGUUGUCAAUGAUUUCAAUGAGGCUGAUGUUGGUGAAUACAGUGUUAGAGUGGCUAAUGAUGUUGGUGAAGUUGAAAGCAAGGCCAAAAUCACCCUCGAACCAACAGAUGUUGGUAAAGGUAAACCAGAAAUCGUAUCUGGUCUUAUUCCAACUACUGUUAAACAAGGGGAGACAGCUACGUUCACCGUGAAGGUUAAAGGACCAGUGAAAUCUGUGAAAUGGUACAAAAAUGGAAAAGAGGUGCCAGAUGCGAAGACGAAGGAUAAUGGAGAUGGAUCUUAUGAACUUAGCGUACCAAAUGCACAGAAGGAGGAUGCUGCUGAUUACAAGGUGGUUGUCUCGAAUGAUGUUGGAGACGCUGAAUCUUCGGCUGCACUCACUGUCAAAGUACCACAAAUUGAGUUUGUUAAAGGACUUGCUGACACUACCGUACCCCAGAAACAAACAGGCACACUUGAGAUUGAAACUAACAAACCACCCAAGCAGGUGAAAUGGUACAAGAAUGGCAAGGAGAUUAUGCCAUCUGAUAAAGCUGAGCCGAAGAAGGUUGACGAGAACAAAUAUCAGCUUGUCAUUCCAGAUGCUGGCAAGGAUGACACAGCUGACUAUAAGGUUGUCAUUACCGAUGAAGAUGGCAAUGAAGCUGAUUCAUCCUGUGCAUUGACAGUGAAACUGCCUGGUGCAAUUGAAAUCGUUAAAGGGCUUGAGGACACCUCAGUGCCUAAAGGACAAAAGGCUGUGUUGGCGAUUGAGACAAGCAAACCACCCAAA
Molecule: messenger RNA, 1182 nt
Organism: Strongylus vulgaris
Lineage: Eukaryota; Metazoa; Nematoda; Chromadorea; Rhabditida; Strongylidae
Source: the annotation of a GenBank genome assembly